UGCGAUAAAAAGAGCGCACACAUGAACCAAGGCCACCGCACAAAUCAAAAGCACAGAGAAAAUUAAGAAACGAAAGAGCGAGUCAGACGUAAUUUCUCUCUCGCCACCGCCACUCUCUCUACUAUAUAAAUCCGCACCCUUCCCAUCUUUCUUCCCCUCUUCUCUUUCCUCUGUCACAUACAUACGUACGGUUCCAGUAUAGAGAUGGAUACCUUCCUCUUCACCUCUGAAUCUGUCAAUGAGGGCCACCCUGACAAGCUCUGCGACCAGGUCUCAGAUGCCAUCCUUGAUGCUUGCCUAGAGCAAGACCCAGAGAGCAAAGUUGCCUGCGAGACCUGCACAAAGACUAACAUGGUCAUGGUCUUCGGGGAGAUCACGACGAAGGCUAAAGUAGACUAUGAGAAAAUAGUUCGAGAUACUUGCAGAGGCAUAGGGUUUGUGUCACCAGAUGUUGGUCUUGAUGCAGAUAACUGCAAGGUCCUAGUCAACAUCGAGCAACAGAGCCCUGACAUUGCCCAAGGAGUUCAUGGCCACCUCACCAAGAAACCUGAGGAAAUUGGAGCUGGUGAUCAAGGCCACAUGUUUGGCUAUGCUACAGAUGAGACACCUGAAUUCAUGCCGCUUACUCAUGUUCUUGCUACCAAACUCGGUGCCAAGCUCACCGAGGUCAGAAAGAAUAACACAUGCUCAUGGCUGAGGCCUGAUGGUAAGACUCAAGUGACUGUUGAGUAUCAGAAUGAAAAUGGAGCCAUGGUCCCUAUCCGGGUGCACACUGUUCUCAUCUCAACUCAACAUGAUGAGACUGUGACAAAUGAGCAGAUUGCCAAGGAUUUGAAAGAGCAUGUGAUCAAGCCUGUCAUUCCAUCCCAGUAUCUUGAUGACAAGACCAUAUUCCACCUCAAUCCGUCGGGUCGGUUUGUCAUUGGUGGACCUCAUGGAGAUGCAGGGCUUACUGGUCGGAAGAUCAUUAUCGAUACCUAUGGUGGGUGGGGUGCUCAUGGUGGAGGUGCCUUCUCAGGGAAGGACCCAACAAAGGUGGACCGGAGUGGUGCAUAUAUUGUUAGGCAGGCAGCAAAGAGUGUGGUGGCUUCAGGGCUUGCCCGACGCUGUAUUGUGCAGGUUUCUUAUGCCAUAGGUGUGCCGGAACCACUGUCAGUUUUUGUGGACACCUACAAAACAGGGAAGAUUCCAGACAAGGACAUUCUGGCUCUGAUUAAGGAGAAUUUCGACUUUAGGCCAGGAAUGAUUGCCAUCCAUCUAGAUCUUAAGAGAGGAGGUAAUUUCAGGUACCAAAAGACUGCUGCUUAUGGUCAUUUCGGCCGUGAUGAUUCAGAUUUUACAUGGGAAACAGUAAAGAUCCUCAAGCCUAAGGCUUGAGUCAACAAUUGGUUCAUUUUGUAGCCAUCCUUAUAUGCUUGCAGAGAAAGAAUAAAUUGCCUUCGAUGCGUACUUCAGAUGUCGAGUAUACCCAUUACAGCUCAAGAUGAGAAGUGGAGAGAGAUGUUUGCGUUAAGUUGAGGUGUUUCAUAAAGAGGGAUUUUGUAGCAUUCGCAGCAUCUGUCAUUCACCAUUUAUCACUCUCUAUUUUUUUCUUCAGCUUUUACCACUCCAUUGUUCAUGUAUUGUUUCCGCGGCCAACCUGCAUGGUUGACGUGGACUCUACAAUGUCAUUUGUUUCAAUUGAUUCAUUUUCGGUUAUAAUA
This is a messenger RNA of Juglans regia (Persian walnut), 1703 nucleotides long. RefSeq names its product S-adenosylmethionine synthase 2. Bases 205 to 1377 code for a protein of 390 amino acids. Gene Ontology annotation, biological process: S-adenosylmethionine biosynthetic process. Lineage: Eukaryota; Viridiplantae; Streptophyta; Magnoliopsida; Fagales; Juglandaceae. The record is from RefSeq and is a predicted model, not a curated record. The transcript is spliced from 2 exons. Gene Ontology annotation, cellular component: cytosol. Gene Ontology annotation, molecular function: ATP binding; methionine adenosyltransferase activity.